GAUGGCAAACUUUUCAUCAUGAUUUCGGCUAAUAUACCACCAUGGCUCAUCUUAGGACCAGAGAACUACUGCAUAGAUACCUUCGUGCAAGAAGACUCCUCGGGAGAGAGAACCACUCAACUGGACGCCCUAAUAUGCUUCGCUCAGAAUCAAGAAGAAAACCACUACGUGUUGAGUUUCACAUGUAUGAUUAUAUCCUGCGUGUUUAUCCUAGCAACAUGUGCUGUGUACGCGUGGCUUCCAGAGCUGCGGAAUCUUCACGGCAGGGUGCUGAUGGCGUACCUCCUGUGUCUCUUUGUGGCCUUCGCUUUCAUGGCAACCAUGCAGAUUAUGUUGACAAUUGAUAACAUUUCUAGCAAUGUGUGUGCUGCUUUCACCUUCAUCAUCUACUACUGGUUGCUGGUCGCUUUCUUCUGGCUCAACGUCAUGUGUUUCGACAUCUGGUGGACAUUUAGUGGCAAACGAGGGAUGUCGUUAGAGAAGCUAUCAAUCCGAGCUCGCUUUCUGGCAUACAGCGCGUACGCAUUUAGCAUUCCCACUGCGCUGACGAUCCUGUUGGCUGCACUGGAGUUCUCUGGGCUGCCGUCACAUCCACUACUGCCGAUGAUCAGACAACAAGGCUGCUUUAUAUACGGCACCAGCAAGCUGAUAUACCUGUACGGGCCGAUAGUUGUGCUAUGCGUGGCCAACUUGAUCUUCUUCGUGUUGACUGCAGUUAAGAUAACGCAAAUCAAACGUCAGACCUCAGUGCUGAAGUCAAAGGAGAGCUCCAUGCACGACCAACACAGGAAUGAUAAACAACGAUUUCUACUAUAUGUCAAACUCUUCGCCGUGAUGGGAAUCAACUGGAUACUAGAAGUUUUAAGCGCGAUAUACCCCGACGCUAAUGAAUUCUGGAGGUUCACCGACGCGUACAACGUCCUCAUUGGCGUCAUCAUUUUCAUCAUCUUCGUCUGCAAACGGAAGAUCUUCAGACUCAUCAAGAAGAGACUGAGUUUUGAAAGUAAGCAGUCUGCGAAGGAUGUCUCUACCAUAUCUACAACGAACAGGACAGGAUUCCAAAGAAUACAAGCAACUCCGCGGCGAUCCGAUGUCGAGGACACAAACGACUAUCUCCUCAUCACGCACGUUCACGAGCCGCGACGAGGUGCCCAUGGGUUCGAUGAAGAGCAAGUGAGCACUAGCCUAUAGACCUAGGAACCAGCAUUACGUAUGCAUCGAUUGAAAACCGAUUUGACAUUGACGUUGCGAUAAAAUGGCGGCUAUUUCGACGGUCCCUACGUAUUGAAAAAAGCAUUUGGCAGAUUCGAUACUUUACGUAGGCAUUGUCGAUUUCAUAUAAACCAGUUUCCUUAUGUGGACACAAGCAGGUCGUAUGUGACCUGUCCGUUUCCAGUAUGUUUGGUUUUUACACGAAGUUCAUGUGUUCUAAUUAAUUUAUGACAUAAUAUAUAAAAGACAAUUUCGUAAGAACUGCCUCUCAGGAACUGAUAUUGGCCCACGUAUGGGAAAUCAGAUUCUAUGUUAAUUGUGAUAAGAUUGAUUGACUGAAAUGAUCUAGACUACCUAUGCUAGGCUGUUCCCAUAGAUAUUUCUCGAUCGGUUAUAUAUAACAAAUAGCUUCCUGCCAUUAAAAUUGCAGCUGACUGCGCAGCGUUCGAUUUUCUGUGUGGUAUAUGAAUGUAGAUUCAUCUCUAAGAAGGAAAAAUAAGGUUUAAAACAUGUUUUAUAUUUCAAAAUAUAUAUAAAAAAAUUAUAGAUUAAAAAUGUUAGUAGUAUUUUUUAUCAAUAACGGAUAUUUGUGGACCUUUGUUGUUUUCGGUGCGGAUGUAUCGAAUGUUCUCGAGUGUGACCAAAACCAUAUAUAUUUUCGACGGGUAAAUUAAUAUCACGUUAUCCUUACCUCAGAACAAUAACAGGAUCCUUACCUAUUCCAAAAGGUGUACCACGUAACGUGAUUUAAGAAAAGGUACACAAUUCUAAACAUCACAUAUUUUAUAAAUAAUCAGUAUUGCGGCCAAUUUGUAUUAAAAAGCACAUAUAACAUAUUCAAGGAAAAAACAUAAUAGAAACAAUUAUUAUAAUCUAUUAGCUCAUUUACAUUGUCAUGCGAACAACGAGACGAAUCGCCAGGCGAACCACGAGACGAGAGUGUAAACAACGCGUUUCGACUCGGUUUUUUAGGCACGUUUAUACUGGAAAUAAACCCAACGCGUUUCCGAAUCAAUUUCUUAUAAAAAUCGAUUUGGUUUAUUAAGAAGGGUUGAUCGAUAUAUUAUGUUAUUUGGCCUAACAUUCUAUAUUGUUUACAUUGGAGUAAAGAGAUGGUCGUUUCACUAUUGAAUAUAAUAUAUUCACUAUAAAAAACACGAAGUAUUAUUAUUCUUUGUUAAUGUUUGUCAAUGGUGGUUUAGUCUCAUGAAGAGAUUGUAUAGUCCCUUCAAUGGUUUCAAAUAGGAGGCCGGAAACAUAAUUGGCCCUAAAUAGCCUACAAAUCAAUGAUUCAUGGAAUAAAAUAUCGUAGCAAAUGUCUUUUAUUUCUUGCAAUUGUCUGUUGUAUAUUAUUCACAUAAAAUAAACUCAUUACAAAAAGGGUUUAUGCUGCUAAUAUUUCGAUAUCUUUUAUGUUCGCUGACUCAAAGACGAAUGACCGCUAAAGUAUAACAGAAAUCAGAAUCACGCGAACAGCGCUUUUUUUAUUUCUCUACGUUUGUUAGCCUGGUAAAGACCGGCUUAUAUAAACACAUGGGACUUUUGGUUGAUCGCUUUAGGCGCUCGCAACCCUUGAAAAUUAAGCGACCAUGCUGAGGGCAACCCACUAACGAGGUACGAACCUCCGCUCAUGACGGUCAUUGGGAGCUGAUGAGACAGCAACGAUUAUGGCGAACUGAGAGGCGAACAUGAUAUAAGCCACGAUGCGAUGUACGACGCGAGUUUAAUGAGUCAUAAUAAUUACAGAUAAAAGAAUGAAUAUAUUUUUUUUGCAUUUAUUUUUAAUUUUUUUUAUAUUUAGUUUUUUCCUUUCAUAAUACUAAUAGGGUACUGUAAAAGUAGAAGGUUUUAAAUUAAGGUCAGACAUUUACCGCUAUUUAGUAUCCGUGAGCUGUUAUUUAGGGUUUGGGAUAAGUAUCCAAAAUAUUUUCACAAAAAUACAUACCUUAUUUCCUUUUGUGUAAUGUGCUUAAUUUGUAUUUAUAAUUUGUUUAUUAAAAAAAAAAUGUUAAUCUACCUCGUUUGUGUGCGCAGUAAUGGAGCAAUAUGACUGUUUGUGGUUUAGGUAAUCUACUCAACGCUCAUGUUUCAAAUGGACUUAAUUAGAAAAUGAUUAAUCAUACAACAAUAAUAUUACACGGAAAAUUAAAUGAGUAGGUACUUUUGAAAUAAAACUAAGCGGUUAAUUGUAUUCAGUCAAUUACUUAAUUUUACUAUACUUUCGCAAAGAAAACGUCUGGGCGUAUGUGCGCAUGUACGUAUGCACGUAGUGUAUGGGCGCUGGUUUUUUAUUUCGAACAAAUUCUAACCAACCCCUAACUUUUUGGAUAAUAUCGUAGCAGAAAUUUGGAGCUUGGAAUCAAUAAAAAAAAUGUAGACCCCUCCCUACUUAUAAAAAAAAACUAAGAAAGAAUUGUCUUGGCAGAGUAACUCAAAAAGUAACUUCUAUUGGCUAUUGUCAUUCACAAAUAUAAGAAGGAAAUUAAAAAAAAAAACUAAAAUUGUCGUCCGCGGUCAUUCUUAGAGAGAAAUAAACUAUUUGUAAAUUUUUCUUGUUUUAGGAAUGUGUUCCAAUGUAGCCAACAUUUAUAUUUCGAAAGCGUUCAUUUUAUGUGUAAUUUUUAAGUAAAAUAAAAUUAUAAAUAUUGCAAAAAGUGACUUUAAAAUUAUACGAUUAAUAUCAAUAAGAUCGUUCAUUAAAAAUAUGUUCAAAUGUUUAUUAAAUUAAAAGCCGUUUUUGGAUAGAUCCUUCUGGAUGAUCUCUGUGACAACUGCCAGUAAAAUCACACCUAAAAAGUAACGUAUUUAUUGACAAUACAAUGUAUAUAGGUACCAAGUACGCGGAUUAACUGUGAUUUAUUUAUCAAUUCCAUACACAUUAUUGAAAUAACAAUGUAAUAAACACAAUUGUAUGGUUCACAUCAUUAUUGCAGUUCUGUUUUGAACAAUAACACAUAUGAUAAUAUAUUAAUUUUAUUUUAUUUUAUUUUUAUUUUUAUAUUUAUUAUAUUAGUUAAUAUUAUACUGGUGUCCCAAAGACAAUGUCAAGCGGAGGUCCAGAGAUAGAGCACCCCUUGUGGUCCGCAACUUUUUAUGGUUUUAAGUAAUAAUGUUUUUCUGAUAUUUGGCCGCGCUGGUCUACAGCAAAUUGACAGAUUUCAUAAACCUUCGCUAUUCUUAUCUAAAUCUUUGAUAGAUAUAUAGGUUUCCUCAAGCUGUUUCCUUUCACCGUUAAAUCGAACGAUUAUAAUUGACAAGGAAUACAUAACUUCGAAAAGUUGAGAUGUGCGCCUUAGAUCUUGAACGGGCGGACCCUGUUUUUUGACAUAAAUAUUUUGAAUUAUGAUAAUAUGUACCCAUGCUUAAAGUAUAUGAAUAUUCUUAUAUAAAUGUUUGUAAUUAAUUAAUAUAUAUACCAAUAAAGUAUGCUAUAAUAAUUAUUCUCAUUGAUGAACAUUAUGAAGCCUUUGUAAUUAGUGUAAGACGUAGAAAUAUUUAUGAAGACAUAAAGAUUAUAAUAAUGGACUUUAAUUAAAAUAUUUUUAGUAAAGGUUCUGACAAUGUAUCCCCGUAUAGUCAGUUACAAAAAUAGCUGAACGAAAAAAAUCGCCUUUGACAUUUUGUGUCCGGAUUAAAUAUGGUUUUUCCUUCAUUAAAUUAAAUGUCAGAGUGUACUUUAUUUUAGAUAAGAAUAUUUCGGUUGAUAUUAAUGUCUAGAAGCGUUUUGAAGUUUUGAAUUUGUUCAGCUACUUUUGUGACUGUAGAUAACAACGUUAAGAAUAUAACGCGUUGUUCAUUAGAGCCGGAUAUAAAAUCUGGUAAUAAGGAUUUACGGAAGGAGAUACUUAUAAUAACUAGUAUCACACUAAAAGUUUGUACUCACAAAUCUGCAAGAAGAGUUGGGAUUAAUUUAAUUAAUUUUGGGACCACACAAACCUCAAAUGAUAAACUCAAAUGUUAUAUCUAGUCUCUUAGAAUACGUUAUGUAAGUUUAUGUAAGCAAUUUAUUGUAUCGCCUUGGCAUUUAAUAUGGUUAUUUUAGAAUUAUUUUUAGAAAUAAGAUUCAAUGUUCUUCUCCUAAAUAAAUACACAUUUACAAUCAUAUUAUACAGAUGUUAUUUUUAAGAGUCUAUUACAUUAUAAAAUGUGAGAAUAUAAUUAAUGUGAGAGAGUCCUAUUCCGUCUGCUGGGGUAAAUCCGUCUUUUUCUAAUUACCGACGUUCUAUUCAAAUAAUAGAGACUUUCCCGCCCUCACACCCACCACUACAACUCCUGUAAGCCAGGAUCAGCAGUGGCACGCAUUUUAUGACACCGAGCGGUGAAGCUCGGCGAGUCUCAGGGAAAACUUAUAUGUCAUUAUCCCGCCACGAAAUUAAUGAAAUAGAAAGAUAGGGAGGAGUUGGAAAUAUCUAUUGGAAGGAUAGCUUCGAUAGAAAAUAAAAUAAAUAAAUUAAUAGGCGUUAUAGGUAAGAAUGUCAAAAAUCCCCUAUUUACCUAUACGGCUACCGAAGCUGUUCAACGAUUAAAACGCUUGUUGUGGCAAAAAGACGGAUAUACCCUCGUAGACGGAAUAAGGCCCCCUGAUCUUACAAGCUAUAUUCGUCUGGUAUAGUCUGUGUGUAUUAGUAGACGGAAUAAGACUCCCUGACGUUACUAACUAUUGUAUAUUCGUCUAGUAUAAUAGUCUGUGUUUAGAACCAAAUAAUAAUGUAGAAACGCUAGUUGUAAGUUGUAGUCACGUAAAAUAGAAUUUCACUAUUCCCAUGCAAAAAAUGUGAAUCAAUAAAUGUUAUGUGGAAUCUAA
This is a messenger RNA of Manduca sexta (tobacco hornworm), 6016 nucleotides long. RefSeq names its product G-protein coupled receptor Mth2. The record is from RefSeq and is a predicted model, not a curated record. Gene Ontology annotation, cellular component: membrane. NCBI's taxonomy places the organism in Eukaryota, Metazoa, Arthropoda, Insecta, Lepidoptera, Sphingidae. Gene Ontology annotation, molecular function: G protein-coupled receptor activity. Gene Ontology annotation, biological process: cell surface receptor signaling pathway; G protein-coupled receptor signaling pathway.